Molecule: messenger RNA, 2555 nt
Organism: Plectropomus leopardus (leopard coralgrouper)
Lineage: Eukaryota; Metazoa; Chordata; Actinopteri; Perciformes; Serranidae
Gene: eya1
Product: EYA transcriptional coactivator and phosphatase 1
Biological process (GO): cell differentiation; multicellular organism development; positive regulation of DNA repair
Cellular component (GO): nucleus
Molecular function (GO): protein tyrosine phosphatase activity
Source: RefSeq, a predicted model, not a curated record
CUGACGCAUGCGGAUCUAUCUUGUCAAUUCACUGUAACCUUCCGACUUCGCUGCUUUUACAAACUUUUUAGCUUUUAUGUGGGACACUUAUAAGCUUUUUUUUGCGGGGUUUUCCACCUCCUCCACCCGUCUGUGCUUGUCACGGACACUUUUCCAGGCAGCAGAGAAAGAAACAGCCGCUGACGGGUCAGAAGAAGACAGUAAAAUUCAUGGUUAUGGACGGAGAGACUUGUUGCAUGUUGCUGACAGCGGUGAUACAGUGAGGUCCAUGCAGGAGGGAUUGGGCAGACCUUCACGCCUGUUGCUACUGCUGUGAACGUGUGAGACACUCACUAGUCACUGCCUGAAGCAGUAAUCGGACAACUCUCUUUCUCACCAGGACCGGGUCUCCUGAGAUACCGCGCGGGGCUCCAUGGGUUCCAACACCUAAAAUGAAAAAGAAAAAAGUGGUCUUGUAGUUUACUUUAAUUGUGCUACAGAUUCUACGAGCACCUGAAGAAGUCUUUUAGAAAGUUUGCUGUCCAUUCUGCUGGACUGGACGACCUCUCUGUAGAAGAUUUUUUUUAAAAGAAGAUAUAAGAAGGGAUAAACACACAGGGAUUCAACCAUAAUUAUAGUCUAUGGAAAUGCAGGAUCUAGCCAGUCCUCACAGCCGAGUAAGUGGAAGCAGUGAAUCUCCUAAUUGUCCCAACCUCGACAACUCCCACAUCAAUAACAAUUCCAUGACACCCAAUGGCACUGAAGGUGAUAACAUCACAAUGCUUACCACUGCAGACUGGUUGUUAGGUUCUAACUCACAGUCCGCUGCAGUUAAAACCGAGCCAAUGAGCAGCAGCGAAAUCGCCACCUCGGUAGCAGACACCUCUCUAGACAGCUUCUCAGGAUCAGCUAUUGGAACCAGUGGCUUCAGCCCAAGACAAACUCACCAGUUCUCUCCACAGAUUUACCCUUCCAACAGAACAUAUCCGCAUAUUCUUCCUACCCCUUCAUCCCAAAAUAUGGCUGCGUAUGGGCAGACGCAGUACACCACAGGAAUGCAGCAGGCCGCAGCUUAUGCUAGCUACCCCCAGCCUGGCCAGCCCUAUGGCAUCCCAGCCUACGGUCCAUUGUGGGCAGGCAUAAAGACGGAGGGGGGUCUGACCCAGUCCCAAUCCCCGGGACAGACAGGCUUCCUAAGCUACAGCUCGGGCUUCACUACGCCGCAGACAGGACAGGCCCCCUACAGCUACCAGAUGCAGGGUGGUACUUUCACGACAACAUCAGGCUUGUACGCAGGAAACAACUCCCUGACAAACUCGAGUGGCUUCAACAGCACACAACAGGACUACGCCAGUUAUCCAGCCUUUGGCCAGGGCCAGUAUGCUCAGUAUUACAACAGCUCACCCUAUACUUCACCCUACAUGACAAGUAACAACACCAGCCCCAGCACACCCUCCACCACCACCACCUACACCCUCCAGGAGCCACCCACUGGCAUCACCAGCCAGGCCCUCACAGACAACCCUGCAGCAGAGUACAGUACCAUCCACAGUCCAUCAACCCCCAUUAAAGAUUCAGAUUCGGAUCGAUUGCGCCGGGCCUCGGAUGGAAAGUCACGUGGCAGGGGAAGAAGGAACAACAACCCAUCACCGCCGCCUGACUCCGACCUUGAGCGAGUUUUCAUCUGGGACCUGGAUGAAACAAUCAUCGUUUUCCAUUCCUUGCUUACGGGUUCUUAUGCCAACAGAUAUGGACGGGAUCCACCGACAUCUGUAUCAUUAGGCCUGAGGAUGGAAGAAAUGAUCUUCAACUUGGCGGACACACACCUAUUCUUUAACGACUUGGAGGAAUGUGAUCAGGUACAUAUCGACGAUGUGUCCUCCGAUGACAACGGCCAGGAUCUGAGCACGUAUAACUUUGGCGCUGACGGUUUCCACGCAGCAGCAACCAGUGCCAACCUAUGUCUGGCCACAGGCGUGCGGGGAGGUGUGGACUGGAUGAGAAAACUGGCCUUCCGCUACAGACGAGUAAAAGAAAUCUACACCACCUACAAAAAUAACGUCGGAGGUCUGCUGGGCCCAGCCAAAAGGGAAGCCUGGUUGCAAUUGCGAGCAGAAAUUGAAGCCUUGACGGACUCCUGGUUAACACUGGCACUGAAAGCACUAACAUUAAUCCACUCAAGGUCAAACUGUGUGAAUAUCCUGGUGACCACCACGCAGCUCAUCCCUGCCCUGGCUAAGGUCCUGCUCUACGGCUUGGGGAUAGUCUUUCCUAUCGAGAAUAUUUAUAGUGCAACCAAAAUAGGGAAGGAGAGCUGCUUUGAGAGAGUAAUUCAAAGGUUCGGGAGGAAAGUUGUUUACAUUGUUGUUGGAGAUGGUGUGGAAGAGGAGCAAGGCUCAAAAAAGCACAACAUGCCCUUCUGGAGGAUCUCCAGCCAUUCAGACCUCAUGGCCCUCCACCACGCUCUAGACCUGGAGUACUUGUAGCACUACAUCACCAUGGUUCACCCUGCUCCGCCUCAGCACACCCUGCAACCUUUCACCUUCGCCCUCCAGCCCCGUCCUACGCUUGCCGCA